AUGCAGCUCUUUGAAGCUGAGAGAAGACUGAGUCCUAGGAGGAGGAAGGAUCCCAGCCUCAGUCCCCCUGAGCUCUACCUCUCCUGCCAGGUGCCCCACCUCAACCAGAAUGCGUGGAACAACCUGGAAAAGUACAGCCGCAGCCUGACCCGCACCUACCAGAAUGUCUACGUCUGCACAGGGCCGCUCUUCCUGCCUAGGACAGAGGCUGAUGGGAAGUCCUAUGUGAAGUACCAGGUGAUCGGCAAGAACCAUGUGGCGGUGCCCACACACUUCUUCAAGGUGCUGAUCCUGGAGGCGGCAGAUGGGCAGAUAGAGCUCCGCUCCUACGUGAUGCCCAACGCACCUGUGGACGAGGCGAUCCCGCUGGAGCGCUUCCUGGUGCCCAUCGAGAGCAUCGAGCGGGCCUCGGGACUGCUUUUCGUGCCCAACAUCCUGGCACGAGCAGGCAGCCUCAAGGCCAUCACGGCGGGCAGGAAGUGAGGGCGCAGCUGCAAGACUGUGGGGGUGGGGGCUGGGCUACAGUAAAGCGGUUAUUUUGGA
Messenger RNA from Carlito syrichta (Philippine tarsier), 543 nucleotides. RefSeq names its product endonuclease G (gene ENDOG). Gene Ontology annotation, cellular component: nucleus; mitochondrial inner membrane. Gene Ontology annotation, molecular function: metal ion binding; RNA endonuclease activity; single-stranded DNA endonuclease activity. NCBI's taxonomy places the organism in Eukaryota, Metazoa, Chordata, Mammalia, Primates, Tarsiidae. The record is from RefSeq and is a predicted model, not a curated record. Bases 1 to 483 code for a protein of 160 amino acids. Gene Ontology annotation, biological process: apoptotic DNA fragmentation. The transcript is spliced from 3 exons.